AUGGCAAGUGGUCUUAAACUUACAGAGUUUGUAAAAAGGCCUGGCCUUGGUACGAAGGGAAAACGUGUGCGAGUUCGAGCGAAUUUUUUUGAAGUUACUGCUCUACCUGAGGCCAAUAUACAUCACUAUGAUGUUACAAUUACUCCUGACGUACCACCUGCUUUGAAUAGAAAGGUAUUUAAACGGUUUGAAGAACUUGAACGUAAUGGUGGCUUAGGAGAUGUUAAACCCGUCUUCGACGGUCGAAAAAAUAUUUUUACUUGUAAACCUUUGCCAUUCGGAGAAACUGCAACUUUCGACGUAAAUAUUCCAGAAGAUGAUGGGGUAACGUCAACAAAACGUCCACCGCGUUCUUUCAAAGUUAAAAUUAAAAAAGUCAAUUCGAUUAAUAUGGAGGAACUUCGCAGAUUUUUAGAAAGUAAAUCCGAAUUGACGCCAAAUUGUUUGACAGCUAUCAUGGCACUUGAUGUUUUGAUUCGUCAUCAACCAUCAAUGUCAUAUAACACUGUCGGAAGAUCAUUUUAUACUCAAGAAGGUUCACAAGCUCUUUUUGGUGGUGUUGAAGUAUGGCAAGGGUAUUAUCAGUCUGUUCGACCUGCGCCUAACCUAAUGAUGGUAAAUAUUGAUUUGAGCGCCACAGCAUUUUUCGAAGGUGGCUCAUUGGUCCAAAUGGUAUUGAAGCUGCUUAAUAGACGAUCCGCUGAUGAAUUACGUCGUGGAAUAACCGAUAGAGAUCGUGCAAAGCUUGAAAAAUCGUUGAAAAAACUUAAAAUCAAAGUUACACAUAGAGGUGAUACAGUAGCGAAACGUCGGUUUAGGAUUCUUAAAAUUACGACUACACCUGCCUCUGCGACCAAAUUUGAUGUUGAAGGUCAAACUACCGACGUGGCCUCGUACUUUCAAAAAACUUAUAACAUGCGCCUUAAUUAUCCGUUCCUUCCUUGUAUCGUGAUUCGAAAGGAAAAUUUUCUUCCUAUGGAAGUUUGUGAUGUAAUUGAAGGUCAACGACAUACUCGAAAACUCAAUGAAAGACAAACUGCCGAUAUGAUUAAAUUUACAUGUCAGCAACCUCAUAUGCGAGCGAACAAAAUUAAACGCGGACUUGAGAUUCUCAACUAUCGUUCAAAUCCAUACCUUCAACAAUUUGGUAUGAAGGUUUCGAAUGAAAUGGCGGUGGUAAAUGCACGAGUUCUACCUACUCCUACUUUACAAUAUCAUCAAUCGUCUAGGGAAGCCUCUUUUUCUCCCAGAGAUGGCUCAUGGAAUUUGAGAGACAAAAAGGUCGCAACAGGUGCAACUCUUGGUUCAUGGGCUGUAAUUGCGUUUGGAAGUGAACGCGAUAUGCAGAUGCAAGCUAUCCAACAUUUCGUUCGAGAAUUGAUAAUUACUUGUCAGGAUACUGGCAUGAAUAUACCAAAUAGAACCCCUCCUAUAUUGCACGCUAACCCACAUGGUGACAUUGAAGGUUCUGUUAAACAAGCUUGGGUUCGUGCUGGUAACACGGCUAAGAAUAAACCACAAUUAUUAUUAUGUAUAUUACCCAAUACGGGAGUUGGACUAUAUGCUGAAAUUAAACGAGUUAGUGAUACUGUUAUCGGAGUGGCGACUCAAUGUGUUCAAAGCAAGCAUAUGUUUUCAGCGAAAAAGCAAUAUUGUGCAAAUGUGUGUCUUAAGAUGAACGUGAAACUUGGAGGAAUGAAUUCAUACAUCCUUCCAGCUGAAGUGCCAUUUAUUUCUGACCGACCAACCAUUUUAAUGGGUGCAGAUGUUACGCAUCCAGCUCCUGGUGAUACAAAUCGACCAUCCAUUGCUGCACUUUGUGCUUCAAUGGACGCUAAGGCAUCAAGAUACGCUGCUUCAAUUAGAGUUCAAACUGGUCGUCAAGAAAUUAUUUCUGAUCUAUCUGGUAUGUGCAAAGAAUUGUUAAAAACUUUUUAUCAAACUUGUGGGAAAAAACCAGAUAGAAUUCUAUUUUACCGCGAUGGUGUUUCUGAGGGUCAAUUUUCACAAGUUCUCGAAGGAGAGAUUAAAGCAGUAAGAGCUGCAUGUAAAGGACUUGAUGCGAACUAUAAACCUAAAGUGACCUUUGUUGUUGUACAAAAGCGACAUCAUGCGCGAUUCUUCCCAAUGGAUAGAAAAGAUGCGGAUAGAACGGGUAAUUGUAUGCCGGGAACCGUAGUCGAGUCACAAAUUACUCAUCCAUUUGAAUUUGACUUUUAUUUGCAAAGUCAUGCGGGUUUACAAGGGACGUCCCGUCCUACACAUUAUCAUGUAUUAUAUGAUGAGAAUGGAUUUACUCCAGAUUCACUUCAAACCCUUUCUUACAACCUAUGUUAUGUGUUUGCACGAUGUACGCGUGCAGUAAGUUUAGUGCCUCCUGUUUAUUAUGCACAUUUAGUGUGCGGUCGAGCUCGUUUCCAUUCACGUGGGGAAAACUGGAAUGAUAAUGAGGGUACUUCUGAAGAAAGCACCAGUACUGCUUUAACGUUUGGCACUGUAAAACCAGAAUUGCAAAAAGUCAUGUACUUCAUGUGA
This is a messenger RNA of Dentiscutata erythropus, 2535 nucleotides long. NCBI's taxonomy places the organism in Eukaryota, Fungi, Glomeromycota, Glomeromycetes, Diversisporales, Gigasporaceae. The record is from the annotation of a GenBank genome assembly.